Molecule: messenger RNA, 964 nt
Organism: Mollisia scopiformis
Lineage: Eukaryota; Fungi; Ascomycota; Leotiomycetes; Helotiales; Mollisiaceae
Product: ATP synthase subunit 4 mitochondrial precursor
Exons: 4
Coding region: 11-748 (245 amino acids)
Biological process (GO): proton motive force-driven ATP synthesis
Molecular function (GO): proton transmembrane transporter activity
Source: RefSeq, a predicted model, not a curated record
UCAUCUCACAAUGGCAUCCCGCUUGGCAAGAAGCACGCUCGGCGCAGGAACGAGACUCCGACCAGCUCUUCCAUCCCGAACUCUGCCGGCCCUCACGACCUCCCUCACAAGCUAUCGAUCAGCAUCGAGUGUCCCAGCGGAGGAUCCCAAGAAGAAGGCACAAUCGAUUAUCGACUCGCUGCCAGGCAAUUCAUUGAUCUCCAAGACUGCCAUUCUCUCAUCAACAGCCGGUGUCGCGAUCUACGCUCUUAGCAACGAGUACUAUGUCGUAAACGAGGAGACCAUUGUUGCCCUCUGCUUGCUGAGCAUCUGGACCGCUGUCUUCAAGUAUGGUGGACCGAUGUACAAGGACUGGGCGGAUGGACAGAUCAACAAGAUUAAGGGCAUCUUGAAUGCUGCUCGUGCCGACCACACCGACGCCGUCAAGACCAGAAUUGAGAGCGUUUCGCAAUUGGGAAGCGUUGUUGAUGUCACCAAGACCCUCUUCGAGGUCUCAAAGGAAACCGCUCAACUCGAGGCCAAGGCUUUUGAGCUCGAGCAAUCCACCGCCCUUGCCGCAGAAGCCAAGGCUGUUCUGGACUCAUGGGUACGAUACGAGGGACAAGUGAAGAUCCGUCAACAGAAGGAGCUCUCAGAGUCCAUUAUUGCCAAGAUUCAGAAGGAGCUUGAGAACCCCAAGGUUCUUCAACAAAUUUUGCAACAAAGUGUUGCUGAUGUGGAGAAGAUCGUGCAAUCAAAAGCUCAAUAGACAAGAAAAUAAUGAGGGCAUACAGAUUUCCUUGGUACCCGUGUUGUUUAUAAACCCCAUGUGCAAUAGUCAACGAAGGAUUCUUCACCUCAAGAUCUGACUUUACGGAGGUUACCUCUUUGAAUCUUGUGAGACUCGUCCAAGUGAUUCUUACAAGAAUUAGUAGUAGAUGAUACCAUUAGGAAGAUGUUACAUGACACUCCUGUUUGUUCAAAG